AUGAGCCUGAAAUCAGAGAUGAAAAGCUAAAGAAGGUAGGGAGUCAAAGAUGAAUAAGAGGAAUCAGAAGAAGAAGAAGAACCAAAUAUUGGCAUGACUCCUAAUGAAGAAUAAAUCUAAUUAAAAAAAAGGAUUUAUAGAUGCAGAGAAGAAUACUACUAAUAAAAGAAGGACUUUUUAAAAGUUAAACAAAAGACAGUUUAAGAAAUAGAGGAUGAAAAUAAAGAAUUUGAAAAGCUAUUAAAGAAUAGAAGCCUGAAGAUUAAGAAAUAUUAUAAAGGUUUGGGGAAGGAAAGAGAAUCGGAUGAGAUAGAUAAAUUCCUAAGGAAAUAUAUAUUAACAAAAGAUUGA
Messenger RNA from Paramecium tetraurelia, 351 nucleotides. RefSeq lists its product as uncharacterized. The transcript is spliced from 2 exons. Lineage: Eukaryota; Ciliophora; Oligohymenophorea; Peniculida; Parameciidae. The record is from RefSeq and is a predicted model, not a curated record.